Messenger RNA from Prosopis cineraria, 3920 nucleotides. RefSeq names its product myosin-binding protein 2-like. The record is from RefSeq and is a predicted model, not a curated record. The coding region runs from base 166 to 3036 and encodes 956 amino acids. NCBI's taxonomy places the organism in Eukaryota, Viridiplantae, Streptophyta, Magnoliopsida, Fabales, Fabaceae. The transcript has 4 exons. Gene Ontology annotation, molecular function: myosin binding.
AAGUUUGCACAUCUCGUCUGAAAAUUCUCUUCCCUCUGAAACUUUGUGCUAAUCUCUGUCUUCCCCUCCUCCGCUUCUUUCUCUGUAACAUUUUGGUUCCUCUCUGAUUUUCCUCCCAAAACUUUUCUUCUUUUGUACAUAUCAGCAACACAGCAUCAUCCAUCCAUGGCUGCCAACAAGUUUGCUACCAUGUUGCUCAGAAACACCAACAAAAUCACCCUUGUUCUUGUCUAUGCCAUCCUGGAAUGGAUUCUCAUCAUUCUUCUUCUUCUAAACUCUCUCUUUUCUUUCUUGAUAUUGAAAUUCGCCGAUUACUUUGGCCUCAAAAGACCUUGUGUGUGGUGUACCCGAAUUGAUCACAUCAUCGAGCCUGGCGACAGCAAGAAUUCUUUGAGAGAUCUUGUGUGUGAAGCUCAUGCCUCUGAGAUUUCCAAACUGGGUUUCUGCUCGACUCAUCGGAGACUAGCUGAAUCGGAAUAUAUGUGUGAGGACUGCUCGUCCUCAUCUCAAGCAGAUUACGUCAAAAUUUCCAAGAAUUUUGGUUUUUUCCCAUGGAUGAAGCGGAUUGGUAGGAUUCAGGAUGCUCAUGAUAUGGAAAUUGAAAACGAAAAGGAAAGUUUGAGUUGUUCUUGCUGUCGUGUUCCCUUGGACAGCAGAUUCUACCCUCAUUGUGUUCUGAUUAAACCUUCUUUGAGCUUUUUGGACUAUACCAAGAAGCAAAAUUUGAUUACAGAAGGAGGGGUUGAUGCAGAGAUUGAAAAGGGUGGUCACUCAGAUCUUAUCAGAUUGGAUUUUGCAGUUGAUCAACAUGAAGAUGAACGAAGCACUGAAGAAAACAAGAGAAGUCACCUGGUUUCUGAUGUUGAUGAGGGUUCUGGUGGAAGAGGAGAGGAGGAUGAUGACACUUGUGCUUGCUCUGUUUGUGAUAAUAUGAAGGAGAUUGUGGAUGAUCAUGAUUACAAGUUGGAUUUGGGUACGGAUAAAGAACAGGAAGCCGCUGAGGAGCAAAAUCUGAAUAUCCCCAAGGAUGAUCAAUCUUGUGACUUGUCCUUAAUUCAGAUUUCUGGAACUGAAGAAAAAUCUCAGGGAACUUCACUUCAGCAUCUGGAAUUUUUAAUUCAUGGUGACGAUUGCAGAUUGAUCCCUAUUGAGAACCACAGUCAACAUGUUGUAGAUCAUGGAAUUGACAGUAACGAAGAUGUUAUUUUGGACUUUGAUAUGCAUGCUGAAGCUGAAGCUGAACCGGCUAUUGAAAACUGGCACACUUUUGGGAAUACUGAGGCGUUAUCUUCAGCUCGUGAGAGUACAGAGGCUUCCACAUUCAAUUGGCUUGAACCAGUUGAAGUCAACAUCAGAGAGGCAACCUCAGGAUUUCAAGAAGAAGAAAAUUUUGAGAAGAACCAAGAAGACUCGCCUAAGGUUGAUAAUGUUAAAGCAAACAUGGAAAGAAGAGAAGAAGAAACGUGCACGAAUAUUAUUUCUCCAGCAUCUGAAGAAGCAGCACAAAUUCACGGUGAUGAAUUUGACGCAGAUGUCUCAAUAGGGACUGAAAUUCCUGAACAUGAACUAGGGAAUGAAUAUCAAAGCCAAGAUAUUCUCUUGGAUUCCAAUCAACAUGAAUGUGGUCAUGACAAAGGUGAGGAAGAAUUUGUAGAAUUUAGAACCAUGGUAGUUGAGCCAAAGAUCCCAGUGGAAAACAAUCAUUUGUCAUCUUUGGAUAUUAAUGAAAAUGAGAACGAUAAAGCUCCUGAUACCCCCACUUCUGAAAAUGAGGAUGAGAAAGUUCCUGAUACACCCGCUUCUGUGGAGAAUCUGCAUCAUCUACACAAGAAAUUGCUACUACUUGAGAGGAAAGAAUCUGGAACAGAAGACUCAUUGGAUGGAAGUGUCAUAAGUGACAUUGAUUGUGGUGAGCUAACAGCUGAGAAAUUGAAAUCAGCAUUGAAAGCUGAAAGGAAGGCUUUAAAUACCCUCUAUGCAGAGCUAGAAGAAGAGAGGAGUGCAUCUGCCGUAGCAGCCAAUCAGACAAUGGCAAUGAUAAAUAGGCUUCAGGAAGAGAAAGCAGCAAUGCAGAUGGAAGCUUUGCAGUACCAAAGGAUGAUGGAAGAACAAUCUGAGUAUGAUCAAGAGGCCUUGCAGCUUCUGAAUGAGAUUAUGGUGAAGAGGGAGAAAGAGAAUCAAGAGCUAGAAAAGGAGCUUGAAGCAUAUCGGUGGAAGGUUCAAGAGUAUGAAACUAGAGAGAAAACUUUGAUGUCAAGAAGGGAUUGCACAAUAAGAAGCAGGACUUCGUCUCCUUCUUGUAGCAAUGCUGAAGACAGUGAUGGACUAUCUAUUGAUCUUAAUCACGAAGCAAAGGAAGAAAAUGGCUUCUACAGCCAUCAAGAAAGCAGCAGCAACGAAAACACCCCAGUGGAUGGUGUUCUAUAUUUGGAAGAAUCAUUGUCGAACUUUGAGGAAGAGAGGGUAUCAAUUCUGGAGCAGCUGAAAGUACUGGAAGAAAAGCUGGUUAAGUUGAAUUACGAAGAACAACAUGCUUUUGAUAAUAUUAAAUCAACAGAACAUCUUUGUGUCGAGAAUGGGAAUGGAUUCCAUGAUUAUGAGGAUGAUAGAGGUCAGGUAAAUGGAUUUGCUAAUGGUCAUGCGAAGGAAAUCAAUGGGAAGCAUCAUCUAGGGAAGAAUAUCAUGGGUCCAAAAGCCAAGAGACUUCUUCCACUUUUUGAUGCUAUUGUUGAUUCAGAAGCAGAAGAUGGGGUGUUUAAUGGUGAUGAAAACGGGUUGCAUUUUGAUUCCCUGCAAAAUGGUUCAGAAGAAAAUGUUGAAUUGGAGAAGGAGAAGCUUGUUAUAGUAGAAGAGAUCGAUAACCUUUACGAGAGACUACAAGCACUUGAAGCAGACAGAGAGUUUCUUAAGCACUGUAUUAGCUCCUUGAGAAAAGGGGACAAAGGCCUAGACCUUCUCCAAGAAAUUUUACAACAUCUACGUGAUCUGAGAAGUGUCGAACUCAGAGUGAGGAAUAUUAGCGAUCUUGCUUCAUAAGAGUUUGUUGCCAGCUUAGCCAAGAGACUAAAAAAAGAGUUGCCACAUUGGAGAUGAUCCGCAAGCUGCAAAUCAAGCAUGCAUUAUACAGAACACCAAAGCAUCAGUUCACUUUUAAAAAAAUGCAAGAGGGAGUUCCCUGAUGGAGAAGGGAGAAUCCUGGUAUGGUCUGUUUGAUAUCAUGGUGGACAACAAAAUGAAGCCUGCCAUUUUCUGUUCUAUUUUUAAUCCUCGUUUUAUUGUCCAUGUAAACCCAAAUUUUUAUGGGUUGCGUCAGAAAACUUAUAUAGUCUCAACCUGCUAAAGAUAAGUAAACUGAGUAAAUUAUGAACAAAAUAUGUAAGCAUGUCAAGUUCUUCAUUUUUUAGUGAAAAUCAAGCUAACCUGGGCAUGCUUAUAUAUUUAUUUAUAAUUUCACUUGGUAUACUUACUUUUGGUAGGUAGGGUCUAGUUAAGAGAUUGAGAAUCUCUCUGGUUGUGUCCAUCAUCACCUUCUAAGGGAAAGAAGGAUGAUGAGUGUAUGUGUGUGAAGGCUGAUGAGGAAAAGCCACCCUGUCAAAUUGUAUUUUGUGAGUAAAGGCCUGGCUUGCAAAGCUGGAGAGAUCCAACAGAAGGUUGCUGUGCCAGGUAAAUAGGGCAUUAGUUUAUUAGACAGACAGAAUUAGGACCCACUAGUUUUGUCAUUUUUUAAAUCUUUUUUUGGGAGCAAGGAAAAAGGAGAGGUAAGGAGCCUCUUUCUUGUCCCUUUGUCUCAUCUUUUGCAUUAUUGCAUCCUAUGAGAGUUUGUUUUAUUUCUGGGAGGGAAAAUUGAGCUGAUCAGUCACUUGUACACUACAUGUAUUCAUUUUUGUAAUUAUAUAAGAAGUGAGUGUUUGUUUAUGUUA